AUGACUUCCAAGUUAAUCGCUGUUCUUGGUGCCACCGGAAACCAAGGAGGUUCCGUCGCCGACGUCUUUUUGAAAAGUCCCGGAUGGAAUGUUCGAGCUAUCACACGCAAUCCCCUAAGCGACAAAGCUUAUGCUUUAUCAGUAAAAGGUGCUCAGGUUGUUCAAGCUAACCUGGAUUCCCUAGAGUCACUCGAGAAGGCCUUUCAGGGGGCUCACGUGAUCUUUGCCGUCAGUGACUUCUGGGGCCUUUACGGUGACCCAGCAAACAAGGACAAGCCCAAUCCUGGACAGCCGUUGAAUGUUUGGGCUGCUGAGCAUGAAACUCAGCAGCUCCGCAACGUUGUGGAUGCUGCGGCGAAUGUUUCCACUCUCGACCGAUUUAUCAUCUCGUCGCUCUCUAAUGCAACUAAGUGGUCUAAGGGGAAGUAUACUCAUGUAUACCACUUCGACUCUAAAGCCGCUGCGACGGAGUAUGCAAAGAAUACCUAUUCCGAUUUGUGGAAGAAGACGAGUGUCUUUCAAGCUGGUUUCUUCCUUACUAACUUUCUUGGGGAUCCAAUCAUGACGCCUAAGAAGACGACGGAUAAUACGAUUCGAUUCAUGACUCUCAUCGACGGUGAUUUGAAGCUGCCUAUCAUAGCUCCCGACGAAGAUUCGGGGCCAUUAGUCAAAGCUCUUGUAGAAGAUGAGCCGGGCAAGAACUUAAUAGGAUAUCGAACAUGGGCCACUAUGAAAGAGCUUGCGCAAGCACUCUCUAAAGUCACGGGGCUCAAAGCAGAGGUUGUCACGCUGCCCAAGAGCGAACCACCUGUUGGAGUGCCGCCAGAGCUGGCCCAGGAGCUGUCUGACAACUUUCUCUACUGGAAUGAGUUUGGCUUUGAGGGCAGAGAUGAUCCCACAAUUGUUCACCCAACAGCUCUUGCCUCACCCCCGAGCCUCGAAAGCAUUGAGGCCUACUUACGCAAGCAGGAUUGGUCGAAGAUCUUGCAUUGA
Messenger RNA from Clonostachys byssicola, 993 nucleotides. The record is from the annotation of a GenBank genome assembly. Lineage: Eukaryota; Fungi; Ascomycota; Sordariomycetes; Hypocreales; Bionectriaceae.